This is a messenger RNA of Aspergillus niger, 1035 nucleotides long. RefSeq lists its product as uncharacterized. The transcript has 3 exons. Gene Ontology annotation, molecular function: catalytic activity. The record is from RefSeq and is a predicted model, not a curated record. The coding region runs from base 1 to 1035 and encodes 344 amino acids. Lineage: Eukaryota; Fungi; Ascomycota; Eurotiomycetes; Eurotiales; Aspergillaceae.
AUGGCUGAAGCUCAAAUGUUGAAGGUGGCUCUUGUCCGCUGUCCGCCGCCAAACUGGCCUCUUCCAUUGCAGAAUCGCGACUGGACCGGGAUCAAAAUCGAUAUCUCACAAACUAUUGAAGUUAGUUUACGCCUAAUGCGCGAAGCCAAAGAUGCUGGUGUCACCUUGAUAACGUUUCCUGAACUUUGGUUCCCCGGAUUUCCCAAAUGGAGGGAACAAAAUGACUGGAAGAAAACUCAUCUGGCCUCCUACAUUGAGAACUCCUUGGAGAUAGGGAGUCGCGAGUGGAAUACGUUAAUUGAUGGGAUAAAGUCCGUGGGUAUCUGGGCGGCUGUGGCAUUUUCCGAACGAUCUGCGAACCAUAUCUAUAUGGCCCAGGCACUGAUUUCCAAAGAUGGCGAGGUGGUUAUGCAUCGUCGGAAGCUUAGACCAUCUGGUUCAGAACGGGAUAUGUUUAGCGAUGGCACAGUCGACCAGCUCAAAGUAGUAAACACCCCCUUGGGUCGUGUUGGCAUGCUUCAGUGUGGCGAACACUUUUAUCCAAGCAUGAAUUUCAUCAUGGCUGCUCAACGCCCAAAGCUCCACAUCGGCGCAUGGCCCUUUGCUAUGGAUUUCGGUGACGAUAGCGACAGCAUAUUCUACAAUGCCUCCCUUGUGACCCGCGGCGCUGGAUCUUAUGCCCUCAACAGCGGCGCAUACGUCCUGAUGCCAUCGAUCGGCUACUGCUUCAUAUACGAUCCCAUGAUGCGUAUUGUGGCCGCCAUGGACAACACUGUCGACUACCAGGAACACCCUAUCUUAUACCACACUUUAGACGGAAGUGAACUACACGGCACUCAGGAUCAUGACCCCAAUGCACAAGCUUCCUGGGCUGUUCUGCAGCAACUGAAUGAUGCAUUCCCAGUAACCAUACCUCGCGAGCAGGGCUCGUUGGUGCCGCGACGCGAGAAAAGCGUCCAAUACCUGACUUCCGCGGAAAUGAGAUGGUCCGAAAUUGCCCCUGGAACACCCUGGCCAGAACAUCUUGCUCAAUAA